Gasterosteus aculeatus aculeatus (three-spined stickleback) is the source of this 3434-nucleotide messenger RNA. NCBI's taxonomy places the organism in Eukaryota, Metazoa, Chordata, Actinopteri, Perciformes, Gasterosteidae. The record is from RefSeq and is a predicted model, not a curated record.
CGGAUGGCCCUCCCCUUCCACCGCCUCCUCGAUAAAUACUGGGAAGAGAUGGGGCCAUGAGCUCAGUACCAGCGACGAGUCCUGCUACAGAGACACUGAGGACAAGUCAGGGGCCCGCAAGACUUCUAAUUGCUAAUUGAAGACCACCUGAGAAGCCAUGACCAGAACACUGAUCUUGCUCCUGUCUGCUCUUUGCUGCUGCCUAGCGGUCAAUGUGGAGCUGCUCCGCUCUAAGAGAGGCACUCGUUUUUACAGAGUACAUUGUGUGGACGCUGAGACGUCAGCAGUCCGUAUUUUUGGGGACACUUGGCUGCGAUGGAGGGGACAGCGUGUGGAGUAUUGCCGUUGUGCGUUAAAAGGACGAGAGCGUUGUCAUAUUGUGCCCGUCAUCAACUGCUACGUGUCUCAGUGCUACAAUGGAGGAACCUGUAAGGAGGCCGUGUACACUUCGGACUACAUUUGCCAGUGUCCUGCAGGCUACAGUGGGACUCAGUGUGAGAUCAACUCCAAUGAGAAAUGCAUUGUGGGGCAGGGUGAAGGGUACCGCGGCACAUGGAGCAUCAGCCAUUCGGGAGCGCAGUGCAUCAACUGGAACGCUACGUCUCUGAGGGGAAGGAGGUUCACUGCUAGGAAAGUCGACGCCAGCGGUCUUGGAUUGGGCAAUCACAACUUCUGCAGGAAUCCUGACCACGACAGCACUCCUUGGUGUUAUAUCUAUAAAGGCACUCAGAUCACCUGGGACUUUUGUUCCAUCACCAAAUGUCCAGAAGAUGACUACAAAGAAUGUUUACGGGGCUCCGGUCGGUCAUACCGAGGCACGGCAUCCGUUGCGAAGAGCGGCUCGCGCUGCCUCCCCUGGGACUCUCCUGCUGUCAAGCACAAGCUGAACAACGCGUGGAGGUCCGACGCAUUGGAUAAGGGACUGGGCAGCCACAGCUUCUGCAGGAAUCCUGACGGUGAUGCAGGUCCGUGGUGUCACACAUACAAGAGCAUGCAGCUGACGUGGGAGCUGUGUGACAUUCCGAAAUGCUCGAGACGUCCAUCCAUCAGCAGCACUCUGGGCCCACGUGCCCCUACCACCAACAACAAUAAUGCCAUGGCGGGCCAACGCUUUAGACAACCCGUUUGAAAUCGCCCGUUGUUCCGCAUGUUCGGGUGGUAGAGAGAACGGACAUCCCAGAGCAGCCCAUGGCAGGUGGCCAUAAAUUUUCCCCAGGCCCUCCACAGAAAGCAUUUUCCCGCCGGCGGAGGAAUCCUCAUUGACUCCUGCUGGGUCCUGUCUGCUGCACACUGCUUCGAAGACAAUGACAAAGCAGAAAAAUUGGAAGUUAUUUUAGGAAGAACAUUUCGGAAGCAGAAUUCCAGCAGCGAGCAGAUUUUCAAGGUGGAGAAGUACUGGAAUCACGAGAAAUUCCACAACGAAACAUUUGACAACGACAUCGCUCUCUUGAAGCUAAAGACGGACAUUGGCAUCUGUGCUGUAAACUCUCCAGAGGUUCUUCCCGCGUGUCUGCCUGAACGUGGGCUGGUCCUGCCUGACUGGACCGAGUGUGAGAUCUCAGGCUACGGAAAAGACUUUGAAUUUGCUGCGGAGUUCUCCGAGCGGGUCAAGAGAGGUUUUGUCCGGCUGUGGCCCAAAGAGCGCUGUGUCCCAGACGUGCUGUCCCAACGCACCAUCACAUCCAACAUGCUGUGCGCAGGGGACACCCGAGGCCUGGACGACGCCUGCAAGGGAGACUCUGGUGGCCCGCUUGUCUGUCGGAACAACGACAAGAUGACUCUGAUGGGUGUGAUCAGCUGGGGCGACGGCUGCGGGCAGAGGGAUAAGCCUGGGGUCUACACCCGUGUGACCCAUUACAUUGACUGGAUCAAGAGCAAAAUCAAAGCAAACCCUGUCUAAAGUAAGAGAGACUGCCAAGACAACGUUGAUGGACGAGCAUACCCAAAAACUAAACUGUUAAGCAGCCAACGCUGAUAUGUGGAUCAUUGGAAGGUUCACCAGACAGAACCACAGGAGAGAACCACAAUUCCUGCGUUUCAUGAAUACUUUGUCCAACAAAACUUGAGGUUCAGGAAGAAUAGUGGAUAUCUGUGUAUUCCUCUGCUCAUUUGGGAAGACUUUGUCCUGGUUUAUACAAAUAAGUCUCUGUUGGUGGACUUCAGGUCAGUAGCUAGUAGUAGUAGUAACUUUUAAUCCAAAAGCUGUGCAGAUUGCAGUAAAUCCAAUAGAUUUUUUAACAGGUUUUGUGCAAAGAUUUUCUAGAUGUGAGAUUGUUGCCUCAAUUACACAUGUUCUGCAUCAGCUCUCUCCGGCGCUUUACAGGUUCCAGACCAAAACAAAGCAGAUCUGCUGGCUCAGAUUAACUUUUGUUGCUUCUAUCGGCUCCGUGCUGCCUUGUAAAUUCGGAAAGGUGGAAGUUAUGAGACACUGAUCCAAGAAACCCGUGCCCUGUUCCUUUUCCUACGAGUUGCUUUUAACUGAGAUCUCCAGAACACUCCUCACCAGACACCUGGGUUGAGCCCAGCAUGUAUAUAACAGGUAUAUUGUCUGAGUAUUAGUUUUUAUAUUGCAAAAUAAGUUAAAGUUACAUAAAAUUAAUAUUUAUGUGUUAUGUAUUUUAUAUUGGAGUAACUACUUUUGUAGUGUGUAGUUUGAUAAUGUAUUGUCUCUGUCAUUAUAACCACAUCUGGCAACAUACUCCUUUGUCAAAAAACAAUAUUUGUAAUAAAUAUUUCUUGCUCAUUUUAUCACCUUUGAUAAAUGAUUGAGAAUUUAAUCAUGUCAUGGCUGAAAAAAUCUUUUUCAAUUUAAACAAAUAAUAUUCAAGGUUAAAGGUAAAGGCUAGAUUUAUUCACCUAUAACAGAUAUGGAAAUCAAAGUGAUACCAUUCUGAUGAACAAUAAUCACAAGAAAGUAGCGAAUAAAUGAUAAACAAAACAGAUAGCAGUAACAAACAAAACCACAACUCUGAUGCAAAUUAAAUAUAAAUGACACUUUACGGCCUCAAAUCCUUCUGGUUCUUCGCACUGUCCCUGACGUAAAGUAAACCACAGAUUUAUUCACCACUAUUUUGUUGAAGGAAAAUGAUCAAAUGACGAGUAAUGCGGUGCACUAUUGCAAAAAGAAAAACAUUGGGGUGGAAUUAAAGCCUUCACAGUUGGCAAUUCAAAGUGCUGCACAUAAAACUGAAGUAGAAAAGCAAGGAGAUUUAAAAAACAGUCAAGAACAUUGAUUAAAACAUAGAAGGAAAAACAGUCAUUAAAAAGAUAAAAGACAAUAAAAAUAGAAUUAAAUAGAAUGAAAUUUGCUGUUGUUAAAGCUGAUCCUUAAAAGGUUACAUUCUAAUUUCAUUUGAUUGUUCUAUGGCCCUGUCUAUUUUCAUGAUGUUCCCUGUACAGUUUAAGAAAAUAAAAGAUAAAGUCAGUAAAAAUGA